Messenger RNA from Penicillium soppii, 579 nucleotides. Its product is annotated as aminoglycoside phosphotransferase family protein. The transcript has a single exon. NCBI's taxonomy places the organism in Eukaryota, Fungi, Ascomycota, Eurotiomycetes, Eurotiales, Aspergillaceae. The record is from RefSeq and is a predicted model, not a curated record. Bases 1 to 579 code for a protein of 192 amino acids.
AUGGAGAGGAUCCCAGGUGAAAAACUACUGAAGGUCUGGAGUGGCAUGUCUGAAGAAAUAAUGGAGGGCGUUUUUGCGCAGUUAAAAAGGAUUUUCCAGGAGUUACGCGCCUUGAAACCUCUCCAAGGUACAGGUGUGGAAAGCUGUGCUGGGGGAUCUCUGUACGACUCUCGCAUACCUUAUGGCAAGCCACGUUUCGGCCCGUUUAAGACAAUACAAAAGUUUCGUUUUUGGCUCAGACGAGACCUGAAACCCGAGGAUCUCAAAGAUCGGGAAAAAGAUCAGGAUUGGCACGACCUCCAGGACAUGAUGAGCAAACAGGAUGGGCCAUUUCCUCCGCUAUGUUUCACCCAUGGAGAUCUAAAUCCGUUCAACAUCCUUGUUCGUGAGGGCAACGUGGUUGAAAUCAUCGACUGGGAGUUCUCAGAGUGGUAUCCGCAUUACUGGGAAUAUACAUCGGCAUGGUUUGGCAAUGUAACGAAGACGGAAUGGCAGUGCAAGCUUGAUCAAAUUCUCGACAAACCGCAUCCUGAGGUACUCAAGAUGGAAGAAGUUCGCAACAAAUGGUGGGGUGAAUGA